AUGGGAGACUGGAACUCCCUGGGGAAGCUGCUGGAGAGUGCCCAGGAGCACUCCACUGUGGUGGGGAAAGUGUGGCUGACAGUGCUGUUUAUCUUCCGGAUCUUGGUUUUGGGCACGGCGGCGGAGAAGGUGUGGGGAGAUGAGCAGUCUGGAUUCACAUGUGAUACCAAACAGCCCGGUUGCCAGAAUGUCUGCUACGACAAAACCUUUCCCAUCUCACACAUCCGCUUCUGGGUCAUGCAAAUCAUCUUUGUGUCCACUCCCACACUGAUUUACCUGGGCCACAUCCUGCAUCUCGUGCGCAUGGAGGACAAGGAAAAACAAAAGGAGAAGGAGCUCGCAUUGCAAAGUGAGAAACAGCAACAGUUAAUGGGCACAAAAGCCAAAAAGGCCUCAAUCAAAGACAAACAAGGUCAUGUGCGUUUGCAGGGUGCACUACUCCGGACCUAUGUCUUCAAUAUUAUUUUCAAAACUUUGUUUGAAGUGGCAUUUAUUAUAGCUCAAUACUUUUUGUAUGGCUUUCAGUUAAAGCCCAUGUACACCUGUGACCGCUGGCCAUGUCCCAAUGUGGUGAACUGCUACAUUUCUCGACCCACUGAAAAGACAGUGUUCAUCCUUUUUAUGCUGGCAGUGGCUUGUAUCUCUCUGCUGCUCAACCUGGUGGAAAUGUACCACCUCGGCUUCACUAAAUGUCACCAGGGUCUCCGCUACAGACGCAACAAGGCCCGCCUCGAGGCAGCCAAGCCCCUGAGUGACAGUGUGAUUCCUUAUGUGCAUGGCUAUAACUACUAUGGAGGCCACAGCGCGCCUGAACCCUUCGCUCCAGAGCCCAAAUACAGCCUACAAGAGCCUUCUGCUGCUUACAGCCCAUACAACAGCAAAGCAGUGUACAAACAAAACAGAGACAAUCUGGCAGUAGAGAAGAGAGGCAAAACUGAAGAUGACAGAUAUGAGAGAUACGAGAGGAAACCGUCUAAUGCAGGUUUAGAGUUAUUGCUACUGGAACAACAAAGAAGAAACAGUGUGUCCAGCAAACCCAGUACCAUCAAGAGCAGGAUGGAUGACCUGCAGAUCUGAGGACUUAACUAACAAACUUUGCUGCUCUUACGGUACCACUUUAUAAUAACAACAUUUUAAUUAUUCUUAAUAAAACAUGAACACAGACUAAAUUCAUGAAUUUAUAAUAAACAAAUAGUUUAUUAAAAAUGUUUCAGGCUUGGUUACUUAAUUAAGGGGUUAGGUGUUUGGAUUAGGGUAUUAUGUAGUUACUAAGCCCGAAAAAUUAAAAUCAUUAAUAAACUUUAAUAAACUUGUUCAUUAUGAAUUAAGUUUUAUUCAUGCUUUAUUAAGGAUAUUAAAUUGUUACCACUGUUACUUUGACCUAAACUGCACUGAAAUGGCAAGAGCCAACUGUUUAAAAACUUUUGAUUAACUUGAAUGUCAUAAAUGACCAUCAGUCUUUUGGUGACAGAUCCCAAAUGACUUGAGAAUGUUUUUGUUUACAUAUUGUUUUCCAAUAUAAUAUGAUAUAAAAGAAUGUGAAUACUUGGUUUUAAAUUUCAAAAGAUGUGACUGAUUUACCGGAUAAAAUUGAGGUUUCUCUGUCUUUUUUGUUGUUGGACAGACAGACGUCAGGCAAUUUUUUUUUAUUUAUUUAAAAGACCUCAAUUUUUACUUGAA
Molecule: messenger RNA, 1680 nt
Organism: Boleophthalmus pectinirostris (great blue-spotted mudskipper)
Lineage: Eukaryota; Metazoa; Chordata; Actinopteri; Gobiiformes; Gobiidae
Product: gap junction alpha-3 protein-like
Exons: 1
Coding region: 1-1077 (358 amino acids)
Biological process (GO): cell communication
Cellular component (GO): connexin complex
Source: RefSeq, a predicted model, not a curated record